AUGUGGUCGCGUCUUACCGAGGGCCUGGCCGACAUCGUGGCGCCUGAGGAUGGCGACGAGCAGGACCGCGAGGACGAGGACCAGCUUUGGAGUCGCUUCGCCGCCGUCGUGGCGCCUCCUCCCCCGUCGUCGCCCAGCGCUACAGCUGUUGUCGCCGAAGAAGACGAGCAAGAGCAGUAUAUCUCCGAGUUGGAGCGCGCUCUACUACAGCGGAAGAAACAGAACGAGACGCUGGAGGCGAAAAUCCUCGAGCUAGAGACUCGCGCAGGGGAGGAACGACAGCUAAAAACACAAUUGAAGCAGCAGGAGGUAGAAAUUGCUCAGCAAAAGGCCACUAUUGAGAGGCUGCAAGCUGCCCGACAUGAUGCGGUGGUACAAAAUGAAGAGGGAUCUGAUGCAGGGUCGCAUCAUGAUCGACUUGUACAGGAAUUACAACACGCACAAACUCAGGUUGAAGUUCUUGCGACGCAGUGCCAAGCUCAUGAGAAGGAGUUGAUCUUGUUACGUGACCGAAUAGAAGAGCUGCAAGCAGCCAAUGAGACGUUGCAGGAUGACGAGCGCGAGGCCCGUUCUAGAGCUGCUGAGUACGAACAGGGAUACAUGGAUUUACUGACGGAGAUCGAGAAAAUAAAGAUUUCAAAUGAGGUGGAGAAGGCCGCGUUGAUGGCGAAAAGCGAGGAGCAUGCGAGCUCGAUUGACAGCCAGAAACUCUACGACCUGGAGGCUCGAUUGACCACGUCGGAAGCAGAUAAAAUUACUGCAACGUGA
Molecule: messenger RNA, 768 nt
Organism: Phytophthora nicotianae INRA-310
Lineage: Eukaryota; Oomycota; Peronosporomycetes; Peronosporales; Peronosporaceae
Exons: 5
Coding region: 1-768 (255 amino acids)
Source: RefSeq, a predicted model, not a curated record